GAACAGUAAGGACUCCUCCCUGGACAUGAAGCUUUAUAAAUCAAGUCGUAGCUACAGAAAAGUGAAAUUUACAAGUCAACAUCAAGACCUAAGUCUCUCUGACAGGUUGUGCAGUGAUGUUUGGGUUGGCUGCAUUGUGUUUCCUGCUUCUGCAGACUGGAGCUUCUGGGUUUGGGUUAUCCAGCGGAGAAUCUCUGAGUCAUCAGGAGAUCACUAAGAGAGCAAUCUUAAAUACCACUGUGCAGACAUGUCGUGCUCUGGCCCUGGCUGAGGGCAAAGACUUCACUUUUCCUUCUCUGACUGUUGAUGCUGUUGCUGCUGCCUGUGAAGCGCCAUCCAAGAGCUUCCUCCAAACCAUCCAACUGAUCCAAACAAAGAAUAAACGAGUAGACUAUUUUUUAUUCUUCCUAGCACGAUAUCACAUGGACAAUGAACAAAUUUUGGAGGGAAGGAAAAUCAUCACAGAAGGAUUGGCAGCUGUGAAGGCCAGCAACAGGGAACAGAACUUUGAGGCUGCCAGAGAAAAACUGGGACAAAUCUUACACCCUCUUCAGGAUUUCUACAGUCAUAGCAACUGGGUGGAGAUGGGAAACAAACUCCCAAACUCCAAUCUGAUCAGAUCAGACACCAGCGUUGGCAACAUAGCAGCUGAAAGCAGAGCAACCUGUCGCAACUGUAAUGGAGACGACUGCACGAACAACAUUUUGGAGGAUAUCCUACAGGAAAGGAUAAUUACUUCAGGAUACUUUAAUUUUGUGCCUUUUUUUUCCUCCAAACCAAAAGGAAAAUGCAGCCACGGAGGUUUUCUUGAUAGAACAAGUAACAUUGAACCUAAAGGUGGGAUCAAUAAAGACACUUUGGACUCCAGCCAUGGACACCUCCACAUGGAAGCUGUAAAUGUGGCAAUUGCUGCAACCAGUGAGCUCCUGGAGGACAUUCGAGGGGCUGCUGGUGACAAACCAUUCCUACAGAUGAUGGGAAUCUCGAAAGAAUCUGGUAAACCUCUUUGUUUUAUGAUCGACACGACAGGAAGCAUGAGUGAUGACAUUGCAGCAGUGAGGACUGUCACUUCUGAUAUAAUCGACAGGAGAGUGGGAACACAAGACGAGCCCUCAGUUUACAUUCUCGUACCUUUCAAUGAUCCAGAUUUUGGGCCACUGACAAGGACAACAGACCCAGAAGUCUUCAGGAAUGCUAUUAAUUCACUAACAGCAACUGGUGGAGGAGAUUUUCCAGAAAUGAGUCUUUCAGGGCUUCAGCUGGCAUUAACUGGUGCUCCUCCCAGUUCUGAGAUCUUCCUCUUCACUGAUGCAGCUGCUAAAGAUGCACAUCUGAGAAGCACAGUGAUCGCACUCAUUGAGCAAACCAAGACGGUGGUAAACUUCAUGAUAACUGCCGUUCUGGGAUUUCGUCGUCGUAGACAGAGUGAUGAUAGCCUCCAACAACAACAACCAAUCAGUCGAAUGGCAAGAUCAGAUGCUCAGCUGUACAGAGACCUGGCUCAGGCUUCAGGAGGUCUGGCUAUUGAAGUCUCAAAGAGUGAGCUCCUUGAAGCCACCAGCAUCAUAACACAGACAUCCAGCUCCUCUCUGGUGACCCUUCUGCAGGCAGCCAGGAAUCCAGGAAAGGCUGAAAAUUUCACCUUCACCGUUGACGAGUCGGUGAAAAACCUCACAGUUUACAUCACUGGGAACUCUGUGACCUUUACUCUUAUCAGUCCCUCAGGUGUGUCUCAGGAAAGCACCAACACGACAGGCUCACUGAUCACUGCAUCCCAGUCAGUGGGAAAUUUCAAGACUCUGCAGCUAAAGCAACAAGUUGGACUGUGGGAAAUUCAAAUGGUGUCAACAAAUCCCUACAUUCUGAAGGUUGUAGGCGAAAGUCCUGUUGAUUUCCUGUUUAACUUUUUGGAGGAAUCGCAGGGCCCGUUCGGAGGUUUUGAUGUCGUAGACAAUCGUCCCAGAGGUGGUGUUAAUGGUAGCCUGAUGGUGACAGUGACCGGGAGUGAAUCCGCCACAGUGACAGAAGUCAUUCUGGUUGAAUCGUCUGGGUCGGGAGAGGUUAAUGGCAACGUGGAGGCUCAGGGUGGAGGAGACUUCUUGGCUCACUUUGACAGAAUACCAGCAGAGGAGUUUGUGGUGCUUGUGAAAGGGCAGAGCAACAAUGGUUCCUCCAGAAUGUCCUCAACAAACUUUCAAAGGCAGUCCUCCACCAACAUCAGAGCAUCUGCUGUGGCUGUUACUUCUCCUGAUUCAGACAGCGUCUUAGUUCCAGGAACACCACUUUCAGUUCCCUUCACUGUGAUGACGAGCGGUGCAGGAGGAACCUUCAGCAUCCAAGCUACCAAUGACCAAAGUUUUCCCUCAACUUUCCCGUCCAGUUUAAUGCUGGAAACUGACGGCAGUGCCAAUGGUACAGUGACCCUUACAGCACCUCUUAACACCGUGUCUGGUACUGUCGUCACCCUGACCAUUUCGGCCGAGGCUUCAGGAGGCACAGACACCAACUACGUCGUGCGGCGUCUUACUGUCCUUGAAACGGUGACUGAUAUCACUAAGCCAGUGUGUGAGCUGCUCAGCCUACAGUCCAACUGCUCUGAUAACUGCGUGUUAUCAAUGUGGGAGCUCUCUGUUCAGGUGACGGAUGGUGCUAAUGGGACGGGUGUCGACCGUAUUACCCUUAGACAAGGCAACGGGACCUUGAACACCAGCUUGGCCACUGACAAUGAGAACAUAACCCUGGUUUCCUACAAUGCGUCUUGCUGUUCACCUGAUGUGGAGCUGGUGGUUGUGGAUCGGGUGGGUAAUGUAGCCACAUGUUUCUACAGCGUCCGGAAAACUGCCGCCACCGGCUCACAAGCUGUGACCGUCGCUCCAGCCUCCAAUAGCCCACAGCGUCCAACAGUAGCAGCUGUUGAGUCUUUGUCUAACAGAGCUGCUCAGUCUUUUCUUGUUUGCCUUAGCAUCAUGGUCCUGGGGCUCAGUUUAACAUUUUAACUUGGGGUCAAAUGAGUGCUUACAUGUUAGUGUGGGGGUGAGAUACAUUUAAAAAUGUGCUUUUGGCUUUGGAAAAUAAACUACAUGCUCUAUUGAUCCUAUAAUAAUAAAUAAAGUACAUGUUUUGCUCAACCAACACUCGAAAACUGAAAAAAUAUGCAAACAAAAAGCUUGAAAUGAGAAAUAUUACGUAUUACAUGUAUAACAUUUUGUAUCAGAGCUGGAACCUUGAAACACAACCUUUACAAUGGACAGUACCACGGUAAAAUUGAUAAUACCAUCCAUUACUAUCACUCUACCAUAGUAGGUCUUUGUAAAGGAACAUUCAGUUUUCACUGAAACCAUCUGAGAGGGAUUAAAUUCAACAUUUUGGUUAUGUUGGAGGCUGUUGUUUUAUUGUGUUGUGGAACUGUAAUGCGUUACACACAUAGGUGUUUAUAAUAUUUGGUCCAGCUAAGUUGAUUUAGUCAGGGGAGCCUAAUAAUCUGGUUCGUGAGUGUGUGUACAACUUGGUGAAUCAUACCACUGUAAAACAAUAUUGAAAUCUUUAAGCUAUGCAAUAUUAACAACAUGUUCUGUGGGCAUUACAGGGCGCUUGGUGGUAGUGUAAAACCUUUAAAUGGUUAAUGGGGUUGUGAAUAUAUUAGGGAGAUUUGAGCAUGUCAAUUUAAUUAUGAUAUCUCAAUCAAGGAUCAUUGAGUCAAGUUUUCAGUACUACUGAUGUUAAAUUGUGGAAUGGGGUUAUGUGUACUAAUAAAUAAAAUUUAAAACCCAUGCAAAAAAAA
This is a messenger RNA of Epinephelus lanceolatus (giant grouper), 3781 nucleotides long. RefSeq names its product von Willebrand factor A domain-containing protein 7-like. Lineage: Eukaryota; Metazoa; Chordata; Actinopteri; Perciformes; Serranidae. The record is from RefSeq and is a predicted model, not a curated record.